Molecule: messenger RNA, 6756 nt
Organism: Pocillopora meandrina
Lineage: Eukaryota; Metazoa; Cnidaria; Anthozoa; Scleractinia; Pocilloporidae
Source: the annotation of a GenBank genome assembly
AUGGACAGCAUAAAAGAAGCUAUGACAGCUAUCUCCAUAGGUAUAGCGGUCGCCGAGUUCCUUCGCAAAACUGGUCGCGUCUUGCAAGCCAUCGAGGUGUACAGGGAAAGUUUGAUCAUAUUACACACUCAGGCGCAGGCUAUUGAUAGUUCAUUGGCAAACUUUACGUUCCGAGCCAUCUACAAAAAAAUAAUUUGUGCUUACGUUUACAUAAAGGAUUACACAAGUACAGAAAAAUACAUCAGGGAACUCCUCCUAUACCUAGACAAUAAUGAGACCGCUGAAAAAGGAUGGUUACAUUUAAACCUGGCAAAAAUACUUCAGGUACAGAGCAAAUUUUUGGAGGCUUGGAAAUUUUACGAAUCAGCAAUCAACAUCAUGACAACGAUUGGAAACACACAUGGCCAGGCACUAUGCUACUCAAAGCUCGGAUUAAUGUUCCGAUCACUCGGUCAACAUGACAAGGCCCGAGAAUAUCAGGAGAAAGCACUCGCUAUCAGAAUAGAAAUUGGUGACAGACAGGGACAGGCAACAAGCUACGGAAACCUAGGAACUUUGUUCCGAUCACUCGGUCAAUAUGACAAGGCCCGAGAAUAUCAGGAGAAAGCACUCGCUAUCAGAAUAGAAAUUGGUGACAGACAGGGAGAAGCAACAAGCUACGGAAACCUAGGAACUUUGUUCCAAUCACUCGGUCAAUAUGACAAGGCCCGAGAAUAUCAGGAGAAAGCACUCGCUAUCACAAUAGAAAUUGGUGACAGAGAGGGAAAAGCAACAAGCUACGGAAAUCUAGGAACUUUGUCCGAAUCACUCGGUCAAUAUGACAAGGCCCGAGAAUAUGAGGAGAAAGCACUCGCUAUCAGAAUAGAAAUUGGUGACAGAGAGGGAGAAGCAACAAGCUACGGAAACCUAGGAACUUUGUUCCAAUCACUCGGUCAAUAUGACAAGGCCCGAGAAUAUCAGGAGAAAGCACUCGCUAUCAGAAUAGAAAUUGGUGACAGACAGAGAGAAGCAACAAGCUACGGAAACCUAGGAACUUUGUUCCAAUCACUCGGUCAAUAUGACAAGGCCCGAAAAUAUGAGGAGAAAGCACUCACUAUCAAAAUAGAAAUUGGUGACAGAGAGGGAGAAGCAACAAGCUACGGAAACCUAGGAACUUUGUUCCAAUCACUCGGUCAAUAUGACAAGGCCCGAGAAUAUCAGGAGAAAGCACUCGCUAUCAGAAUAGAAAUUGAUGACAGACAGGGAGAAGCAACAAGCUACGGAAACCUAGGAACUUUGUUCCAAUCACUCGGUCAAUAUGACAAGGCCCGAAAAUAUGAGGAGAAAGCACUCGCUAUCAGAAUAGAAAUUGGUGACAGACAGGGAGAAGCAACAAGCUACGGAAACCUAGGAACUUUGUUCCAAUCACUCGGUCAAUAUGGCAAGGCCCGAGAAUAUGAGGAGAAAGCACUCGCUAUCAGAAUAGAAAUUGGUGACAGACAGGGAGAAGCAACAAGCUACGGAAACCUUGGAACUUUGUUCCAAUCACUCGGUCAAUAUGACAAGGCCCGAGAAUAUCAGGAGAAAGCACUCGCUAUCAGAAUAGAAAUUGGUGACAGACAGGGAGAAGCAACAAGCUACGGAAACCUAGGAACUUUGUUCCAAUCACUCGGUCAAUAUGGCAAGGCCCGAGAAUAUGAGGAGAAAGCACUCGCUAUCAGAAUAGAAAUUGGUGACAGACAGGGAGAAGCAACAAGCUACGGAAACCUAAGAACUUUGUUCCAAUCACUCGGUCAAUAUGACAAGGCCCGAGAAUAUCAGUUGAAAGCACUCGCUAUCAAAAUAGAAAUUGGUGACAGAGAGAAGAAGCAACAAGUUACGGAAACCUAGCAGCUUUGUUCCUAUCACUCGGUCAAUAUGACAAGGCCCGAGAAUAUCAGGAGGAAGUACUCGCUAUCACAAUAGAAAUUGGUGACAGAGAGGGAGAAGCAACAAGCUACGGAAACCUAGGAACUUUGUUCCAAUCACUUGGUCAAUAUGACAAGGCCCGAGAAUAUCAGGAGAAAGCAUUCGCUAUCAGAAUAGAAAUUGGUGACAGAGAGGGAGAAGCAACAAGCUACGGAAACCUAGGAACUUUGUUCCAAUCACUCGGUCAAUAUGACAAGGCCCGAGAAUAUCAGGAGAAAGCACUCGCUAUCAGAAUAGAAAUUGGUGACAGAGAGGGAGCAGCAACAAGCUACGGAAACCUAGGAACUUUGUUCCAAUCACUCGGUCAAUAUGACAAGGCCCGAGAAUAUCAGGAGAAAGCACUCGCUAUCAGAAUAGAAAUUGGUGACAGACAGGGAGAAGCAACAAGCUACGGAAACCUAGGAACUUUGUUCCAAUCACUCGGUCAAUAUGACAAGGCCCGAAAAUAUGAGGAGAAAGCACUCGCUAUCAAAAUAGAAAUUGGUGACAGACAGGGAGAAGCAACAAGCUACGGAAACCUAGGAACUUUGUUCCAAUCACUCGGUCAAUAUGACAAGGCCCGAGAAUAUGAGGAGAAAGCACUCGCUAUCAGAAUAGAAAUUGGUGACAGACAGGGAGAAGCAACAAGCUACGGAAACCUAGGAACUUUGUUCCAAUCAACGAGAAUAUCAGGAGAAAGGUCAGAAUAGAAAUGACAAGGCCUUUUGAGAAUAUGAGGAGAAAGCACUCGCUAUCAGAAUAGAAAUUGGUGACAGACAGGGAGAAGCAACAAGCUACGGAAACCUAGGAACUUUGUUCCAAUCACUCGGUCAAUAUGACAAGGCCCGAGAAUAUCAGGAGAAAGCACUCGCUAUCAGAAUAGAAAUUGGUGACAGACAGGGAGAAGCAACAAGCUACGGAAACCUAGGAACUUUGUUCCAAUCACUCGGUCAAUAUGACAAGGCCCGAGAAUAUCAGGAGAAAGCACUCGCUAUCAAAAUAGAAAUUGGUGACAGAGAGGGAGAAGCAACAAGCUACGGAAACCUAGGAACUUUGUUCCAAUCACUCGGUCAAUAUGACAAGGCCCGAGAAUAUGAGGAGAAAGCACUCGCUAUCAGAAUAGAAAUUGGUGACAGACAGGGAGAAGCAAGAAGCUACGGAAACCUAGGAACUUUGUUCCAAUCACUCGGUCAAUAUGACAAGGCCCGAGAAUAUCAGGAGAAAGCACUCGCUAUCAAAAUAGAAAUUGGUGACAGAGAGGGAGAAGCAACAAGCUACGGAAACCUAGGAACUUUGUUCCAAUCACUCGGUCAAUAUGACAAGGCCCGAGAAUAUCAGGAGAAAGCACUCGCUAUCACAAUAGAAAUUGGUGACAGACAGGGAGAAGCAACAAGCUACGGAAACCUAGGAACUUUGUUCCAAUUACUCGGUCAAUAUGACAAGGCCCGAGAAUAUCAGGAGAAAGCACUCGCUAUCAGAAUAGAAAUUGGUGACAGACAGGGAGAAGCAAGAAGCUACGGAAACCUAGGAACUUUGUUCCAAUCACUCGGUCAAUAUGACAAGGCCCGAGAAUAUCAGGAGAAAGCAUUCGCUAUCAGAAUAGAAAUUGGUGACAGAGAGGGAGAAGCAACAAGCUACGGAAACCUAGGAACUUUGUUCCAAUCACUCGGUCAAUAUGACAAGGCCCGAGAAUAUGAGGAGAAAGCACUCGCUAUCAAAAUAGAAAUUGGUGACAGGGAUGCAGAGGCAACAAGCUACGGAAACCUAGGAACUUUGUUCCGAUCACUCGGUCAAUAUGACAAGGCCCGAGAAUAUCAGGAGAAAGCACUCGCUAUCAGAAUAGAAAUUGGUGACAGACAGGGAGAAGCAACAAGCUACGGAAACCUUGGAACUUUGUUCCAAUCACUCGGUCAAUAUGACAAGGCCCGAGAAUAUGAGGAGAAAGCACUCGCUAUCAGAAUAGAAAUUGAUGACAGACAGGGAGAAGCAACAAGCUACGGAAACCUAGGAACUUUGUUCCAAUCACUCGGUCAAUAUGACAAGGCCCGAGAAUAUCAGUUGAAAGCACUCGCUAUCAAAAUGGAAAUUGGUGACAGAGAGGAAGAAGCAACAAGCUACGGAAACCUAGGAACUUUGUUCCAAUCACUCGGUCAAUAUGACAAGGCCCGAGAAUAUCAGGAGAAAGCACUCGCUAUCAGAAUAGAAAUUGGUGACAGACAGGGAGAAGCAACAAGCUACGGAAACCUAGGAACUUUGUUCCAAUCACUCGGUCAAUAUGACAAGGCCCGAGAAUAUGAGGAGAAAGCACUCGCUAUCAGAAUAGAAAUUGGUGACAGACAGGGAGAAGCAACAAGCUACGGAAACCUAGGAACUUUGUUCCAAUCACUCGGUCAAUAUGACAAGGCCCGAGAAUAUCAGGAGAAAGCACUCGCUAUCAGAAUAGAAAUUGGUGACAGACAGGGAGAAGCAACAAGCUACGGAAACCUUGGAACUUUGUUCCAAUCACUCGGUCAAUAUGACAAGGCCCGAGAAUAUGAGGAGAAAGCACUCGCUAUCAGAAUAGAAAUUGGUGACAGACAGGGAGAAGCAACAAGCUACGGAAACCUAGGAGCUUUGUUCGAAUCACUCGGUCAAUAUGACAAGGCCCGAGAAUAUCAGGAGAAAGCACUCGCUAUCAAAAUAGAAAUUGGUGACAGGGAUGCAGAGGCAACAAGCUACGGAAACCUAGGAACUUUGUUCCGAUCACUCGGUCAAUAUGACAAGGCCCGAGAAUAUCAGGAGAAAGCACUCGCUAUCAGAAUAGAAAUUGGUGACAGGGAUGGAGAAGCAACAAGCUACGGAAACCUAGGAACUUUGUUCCGAUCACUCGGUCAAUAUGACAAGGCCCGAGAAUAUCACGAGAAAGCACUCGCUAUCAAAAUAGGAAUUGGUGAUAGGCAUGGAGUAGCAACAAGCUAUACAAACCUCACUGGUUUGUUUCUAUCACUCGGCAAAUAUGCAAAGGCUGACGACUAUUUAAAGAAGGCAAUGGCAGUUAGAAAGGGUAUCGAUGAUAGAAGUGGAGAAGCAUCAGUUUACAGUCACCUUGGUAGAAUUUGUUGUAAGCGUGGUGAAUAUGACAAGGCUCAAGAAUAUUACGAGAAAGCCCUUACAAUUGUCAUGGAAAUCGGUGAGAGAGAAGGAGUAGUAGUCCACUACAACAAUUUAGCAUUAUGUUUCCAAUCGCUAAUUAAAUAUGACGUGGCCGAAGAAUACCUUAAGAAGGCUCUUCUUUUAAGUAGGAAUAUUGGACACAACCUGUACGAGUUUUACUGCCUUUGCAAUCUAUCGAUGUUAAAGGUGUCACAAUGUCAUCUUGGAGAGGCUUGUUCGUAUCUUUUUCAAGGCAUCCAAAAGUUCGACACUUUGAGAGGUUUUCUUAAAGAAAACGAUCAGUUUCAAAUAGCUCUUUUAGAACAGCACGGCACCUUUUCCUACAAGUUGUUCAGUAGGUUGCUGUCUUCCUCUGGAAAACCUCAGGACGCCCUUUACGUCGAAGAGCUGAGAAGGGCGAGAGGCCUGGCCGACUUGAUGGCAGCUCGAUACUCUCUUCAAGAGCAGAUCUCAAGCGAUCCACAAUCUUGGUGUGGCAUUCAAAGGAUCAUCACAAAAGAAGCAGACUGUGCAUGCCUGUACAUUUCGGUUGGUGAAGAUGAGAUACGGUUUUGGAUAAUUACAGCAACGGGAGCUAUUCAUUUUUUAGAAAAGAAAGUGAGCCUGGACAAAAACAAGGUUACCGGAAUAGUCCCUGAGUUAGAUGAGUUUUUUAAAGAAGCCUUCCGCAGCCACGUCAUUUUACCCGAACAGAAUUGCGAAGAUCGAUCUUUAGAUGACACCGAACUGAUGUCACUUCACUAUGAUAACCGCUCAGUGCCUGGUGACCAUGAUACCGAAGAUUUCAAAACAAGCCUUGAAUUGUGUUACAAGAUAAUCAUUGCUCCUGUGGCCAGUUUACUAAAGCAGCCCGAGAUCAUAAUUGUCCCUGAUUCCUGUUUGUACCAGGUGCCAUUUGCAGCCUUGGCUGACGAAGGAGGCAAGUAUUUAUCAGAGACAUGCAGGAUUCGGAUAAUUCCCUCCCUGACGACUCUCAAACUUGUUCAAGACAGUCCUCCAGACUAUCACAGUCAGACCGGGGCACUGAUAGUGGGUGACCCAGUGGUUGGAACGGUGAUUUACAUGGGAAGGUGCAGAAAUAUGACACCAUUGCCGCAUGCAAGAAAGGAAGCAGAGAUGAUUGGAGGACUUCUUGGCAUAAGGCCUUUGAUAGGAGAUUCCGCAACAAAACAUUCUGUACUCCUAGCGAUAAGUUCAGUGAGCCUGAUACACAUUGCUGCCCAUGGUGAUGCCGAAAGAGGGGAAAUUGCUCUUUCUCCUAUGCACCCUACCCUACUCCCACCUUUCCCUCGAGAAGAAGAUUAUCUUUUGACGAUGGCCGAUAUUUCAAAAACUCAGUUGCGAGCUAAACUAGUGGUGCUUAGUUGUUGUCACAGUGCUCGUGGACAGAUUAGAACCGAGGGAGUUAUUGGACUUGCUCGAGCGUUCUUAGGAUCGGGAGCUCGUUCAGUGUUAGCGGCACGAUGGGCCCUGGAUGACAGAGCCACAGAGAAGUUCAUGACUUGUUUCUACAAACAUUUGUUCCGCGGUGAAAGCGCCAGUGAAUCUCUCCACAAGGCCAGGAAGUGGAUGAGAAAUAACGGCUUUGAUAAAGUUUCUCAAUGGGCGCCAUUUAUGAUCAUGGGCGACAACGUGACAUUUGAGUUUGGAAAUUGGCCGGUGCCUAGCGCACCUUAA